AACUUCAAUUUGCGGAACUUUUGAAACAACAAAAAGAUGAGUUUCUACACGUAAUGGCACCUACUAAGCUGCACAUUAUUUGGACAGAACUUUGUCAUGGCAUCCGCGUUGGUGCAGAAGAAGCUGACAAAUGGUGGACGACUAUUGUAAAUAAAUACACGGAAAUACAGCGGCAUUAUCACACGCUUGACCACAUAGCAGAUAUGUUUGUCUGCUACAACAACUGGAAACAACGAUUAGGGAACUGUAGCGCAGUCGCAUUAGCAAUAUUCUUCCACGAUAUCGUGUAUGAUCCGAAGUCUUCAAGCAAUGAACAAGACAGUAUACAGAUGUUCAGGGACUUUGCCCAUGAAGCUGAAUUAGAUGCGUAUCUUAGAGAUGCAACAAUACAGCUGAUAGACGCAACCAUCACUCAUGUUGCCGUUGGCAACAGGGACUUGAAGUUUUUCCUGGAUUUUGAUAUGGCAGUGCUAGGUCGACCAGCUGAUGGUUACAGCGACUACGCCAGGCAGAUACAGAGAGAGUACUGUCAUCUGGACACUGCAACAUUCAACUCCAAGAGAGCUCAGGUUCUACAGAACUUCCUUGCCAGGGAUCACAUCUUCUCUACAGAAGAGUUUACACAGUUGUAUGAAGAAAAAGCACGGAGCAACAUGGCAAGAGAGAUCAGUGUUCUUCAGUCACAAUCUGCUUGAUGCUGUACAAUGGAACAUUCUCAAUCACAGUAUUGUACUAACUGUGAGUCGUGACUCAUCAUCUGAUUCAAUUUGGUUUUAUCUAAGAGAGAGGGGUUAUAAUAUUCCAGGCACCUAUAGUCUGUUUGCAGUGAAAAUGUACCGAUAAAUUUCACUUUAAACAAAACAGUAAAUCAAAUUAAGUGAAAUUAAAAUCGCGAAUCCUC
This is a messenger RNA of Haliotis rubra (blacklip abalone), 901 nucleotides long. RefSeq lists its product as uncharacterized. Bases 54 to 695 code for a protein of 213 amino acids. The record is from RefSeq and is a predicted model, not a curated record. Lineage: Eukaryota; Metazoa; Mollusca; Gastropoda; Lepetellida; Haliotidae. The transcript has 5 exons.